UCUUCAAGGGCCGCGACAUCCCGAACGGGUACACCGAGGAGACCCUAUCGCGCUGGCGCCGCGUGCGCAAGGCAAUGGAGGAGGUGGAGGAGGUGGAGCAACUCUUCUCCAAGGACGCGGGGGGCGGCAAAGACGAGCUCAAGAAACCCGCACCAGAGGUCCAAAUCUCCCCAAGCCCUCCGCCACGGCCGCACGCUUGAGCGCGCCCCCCCCCACCCCACUCCCCCCCUUCCUCGCGCCCCGGAGCACGACGCUCGCGUCGACGGGGGACGUGGGAGGGUGGGACCAAUGGUUGCUGCGUCGGUGGGGUGGGUCAGAACGGUGAAUGCAGAUGACACCUCGUAAUUAUUGUGCUGUUGUUUUGUGGCGCGCGGGGUGUUGCUCUGUCUCGACGUGCGGAGCUGAAAUGCGCGACCGGCGAGCGCCUUGUAUCAUAUUAUGUAGCUCGUUACCACAC
Messenger RNA from Emiliania huxleyi CCMP1516, 457 nucleotides. RefSeq lists its product as hypothetical. The transcript is spliced from 2 exons. The annotation marks the transcript as partial. The record is from RefSeq and is a predicted model, not a curated record. Lineage: Eukaryota; Haptophyta; Isochrysidales; Noelaerhabdaceae.